Messenger RNA from Rattus rattus (black rat), 2527 nucleotides. RefSeq names its product TMEM9 domain family member B (gene Tmem9b). The record is from RefSeq and is a predicted model, not a curated record. Gene Ontology annotation, biological process: positive regulation of canonical NF-kappaB signal transduction. Gene Ontology annotation, cellular component: lysosomal membrane. Lineage: Eukaryota; Metazoa; Chordata; Mammalia; Rodentia; Muridae. Bases 936 to 1535 code for a protein of 199 amino acids. The transcript has 5 exons.
UUUUGAAAAUCAUAAAAUUCAAUCCCCUCUUAUUGAAAGCAAGUGAUUUUCCCUGAUGACAUUCAGCAAAUCCCUAAGGGCUGUGAUGAGCACGCUGCAUCCCUUUCUCUACCCCCAGAGUCUCUACUAAGUGAAAAAAAUUAUUUUAAUGAGAAGCACUAUGUUCUCUCCAGGGUGCACCUAAAGUAUCUACAGAAAAAGACACCCUGAGGAGUAGGGUCGGCACUCCCUGAACUGGCUGAGAGGUCAACUAUUUUAAAUAGGCAUUGCUUCACAAGAGUUUGGCGCCUGGAUUCUCCACCUCCAGUAGUCCUGGGCGGGGGAUGCUCCAGGGGCGGUCCACAGCUUGCGAAGCCUGACUUGAGCCAGCCCAGCUCCGCCGCCGUGGCCCACUUCCCAGCCCUAGACUGUACCAAGGCUGUCAGCCCCUAGUAGAAGCCACACCCGCGUGGACAGCUCACAGCUACUGUUGGGAUCCGGGCAGGGGACUGAGUCCUGAAGGCGCACGGACCGUAGGUUCGUACCGAAGCACAGGAGCCGAGCCUCGAGCCUCCACCGCCCGGUAGGCUUCCGAUCUACGGACGCUCGGUCUCUCCCGGCCAGGUCUCCAUGCGUAGCACCCUCUUGGCUUCCGCAGUUCCCGGGGAUGAGGCUCAUCCGGCCUGCCGGACUAGGUCCGCAUGGCCUGCUCCCUGGGGAUGCAGGAUUUGCCAGCUCUCGCCGCGGAAGACCCCCAGACUUCAGUGCAGCCCCGGGGCCGCGGCGGUGGCGGGCCUAGAGCACCCGGAACCGUUUCCGGGGCGGAGGCUUUCUCGCAGCUGACCCGGCGCGGGCCGUGACGCGCAGGCCCAGGCGGAAGUGCGGGCGGAGGAUCCCGAGCCGGAUCCCGAGCCGGGCGCUGGGCUCGGGGCUCGCUGGGGCGGCUGGCUCCCGCGAUGGCGAGCCUAUGGUGCGGAAGCCUGCUGCGGCUGGGCUCGGGGCUCAGCAUGUCCUGCCUAGCGCUGUACGUGCUGCUUCUCGCGCCGCUGACAGGCGCUGCCAAGAAUUUUGAAGACGUGAGAUGUAAAUGUAUCUGCCCUCCCUAUAAAGAGAAUCCUGGGCAUAUUUAUAAUAAGAAUAUAUCUCAGAAAGAUUGUGAUUGCCUUCAUGUUGUGGAGCCAAUGCCUGUGCGGGGGCCUGACGUAGAAGCAUACUGUCUACGAUGUGAAUGCAAAUAUGAAGAAAGAAGUUCUGUCACAAUCAAGGUUACCAUUAUAAUUUAUCUCUCUAUUCUGGGCCUUCUGCUUCUGUACAUGGUAUACCUUACCUUAGUUGAGCCCAUCCUGAAGAGACGCCUCUUUGGACACUCCCAGCUGUUGCAGAGUGAUGAUGACAUUGGGGAUCACCAGCCUUUUGCAAAUGCCCAUGAUGUGCUGGCCCGCUCUCGCAGCCGAGCCAAUGUCCUAAACAAAGUGGAGUACGCACAGCAGCGCUGGAAGCUUCAGGUCCAGGAGCAGCGAAAGUCUGUCUUUGACCGACAUGUUGUCCUCAGCUAACUGGGAACUGGAAUCAAGGUGACUAGAAAAACCACGGCAGACAACUGGGAAGGAUUGACCGGGUGUCCGUGCAUUUUAAUGCCCUGUUUGUUUUUACAAAUCCUUGCUGGAUGGAGGAAGACUCAAAACUGGAAACAAACCCUGUGCUUAGUGUUUUUCUUGUUAAUGUAUUAAUAGAGACAUUUUUAAAGCACACAGUUCCAAGUCAACCAGUAAACCUUUUCCUACUUGUGACUUUUACUAAUAAAAUUAAGCUGCCUGUGAGUUAUCUUAAAGUCCUCUGCCUGGAACAAGCUCUCUUUCUCACCACACAGUCCUAACUUGGUGUUCAAGGUAAUUUCCAGGCGUGGCUGUGCUUCUCUUUCGUGUAGUGGGAGAGGAAGGGACGCCUUGGGAGUGCUCGAGUAGCUCUCUCAAGUCACUUUUCCAGACAGAUUGUGAAUGCAUCAGACCCUCUACUUCACACUCAUUAAUGUCCCAGUGUAGCUGGCUCCUCAGCUUGCUGGCCUCCCCACUUGACUUUUGCACUGACUACAUUACCUAAGAUUCUGGUUGGCCUGUGGCUCCAUUUCAUGACAAGUUGGAUCUGAAAUGCCUGGCGGCUCCUCAUGCCAUGAAGAUUUGUUUCGUGCACUGUGAUGUCUGAUGCAACAUGUCCUAGAACAAACUGGCCAUUUGCUAGUUUACACUAUAACUAAACACAGUCUCAGCGUGUGUGGUCUUCCUCAUCUUCUAGUAGCUCUAAGGACUUGAACAUUUAGAAUAAAGACAUUUUCUCUUAAGCCCAAGCCUCCCUGGAUGAGUGACAUACACAUACUGGUCAGCCUCUCCUGUCUUGCUGAGAGGCAACUCUUUGAACUAAUGUGGGCAGCUUUGAACUAGGACUAGGGUUCAGAUUUCCUCUCUCUGAGAAGUCUAACAGUUAUUGGAUAACUGGCUUUUUUCUUCCUACAUCCUCUUUGGAAUGUAACAAUAAAAUAAUUGACAAAGCC